UAGACAGAUAGAUAGAUAGAUAGAUAGAUAGAUAGAUAGAUAGAUAGAUAGAUAGAUAGAUAGAUAGAUAGAUAGAUAGAUAGAUAGAUAGAUAGAUAGAUAGAGCGAGUUUUCCCGUGUAUAAUACAGGAAGAACCUUAUCUGACGGGGUUUAUAGGACCAUGUACGACCAGAACAGUAUCGAUAUCUGUAGGUUCUAUCUAUCUAUAAAUAGUGGGACAGCUUCGCUGAAACACGUUGUUUGAGCUUUCACGGUAUCCGUAGAUCUCCUGAGGCGCAGGCGCUGAACAAGACGGUGUUGAAACUGUAUCUGAUGGGGAAACGUAAAUCGACGUAACAGCUGUAAAGCUGAGCUGCUGCAGGUCUUUAGGAGGAGUGUAUGUUUUCGGACUUUUCGGAGCAUCAUGGGUAACACCGAUAGCAUGAUGGUGCAGAAGCGAAUGGCCCGUUUUCGGCCUGAGGAGUGGUCCAUAAUUGACGGGGUUUUUGACAGACUGCAGGGUGGUUCUGGUGCCUCUGGGAACAUAGGAGCAGUGAAGACGCUUAAGCUGGAGAUGCUGCAGUCCUCGAUGGGUGACCUGGCGUCAGACUCCAUGUUGAAGAGGAUCUAUCAGUGCAUGUGCAGCAUCGACCUUGGGAACACCGGCCAACCCGGCGCCGCCUCAGGACCAGGUCGGGAACAGCUGAUCGUCUUUCUGGCAGACACCCUGCGAGGGACCGCAGAGGAACGGGCUCCUCUAGUUAUGGUCAUGUCCCACAAUGCAGUGGGAGUACCAGACGUUGUUCUUUGUGAACAGGUGGCAUCGUUCUUACAGGACCUGAUUUCUGCUGUAGUUCAGAUUCUGAUCAGAAGGGGGCGUCUGCAAGGCUGGAAGCCAGAGCAAAUGGGUGAAACCUCCAUGGGCGUUAAACUUCUGGCUGAGCAAAUGUGCUCUGAGCUCAGACCUUCAGAUCAGGGAAGUUGUGAUGUUUCCUGCCUGGAGGACUGGAUCUUCAGGGUCUUCCAGGUGUCGCUGUAUUUGGAGAUCCUGGUUGCUGAGGGUCUAAACGUGUCUCUGAACUCUUGGACGGCCCCGAGUCUUCUGCCUCCGUGCAGGGACACACACUGGAAGGACCUGAAGUGUCUGCUGGACAUUCCCACCCUGAUGUUUCUGGCUCCUCGGUUACCAGACAGCUACAGUGCCCCCUGGAGGUUGGUGUUUUCCACACACCUGCACGGGGAGAGCUUCACCAAGAUGGUGUCGGGUCUGAUGCACCAUGGCCCCACCGUGCUGCUCAUCAAAGACACUAAGGGUCAUGUUUUUGGGGGCUUUGCAUCACAGGCCUGGGAGAUGAAACCUCAGUUCCAGGGUGACUCCAGAUGCUUCCUGUUCUCUGUGUUCCCCGCGCUGAGAGUCUACACAGCAACAGGAUACAACGACCACUUCAUGUACCUCAACCAGAACCAGCAGACAAUGCCCAACGGACUGGGCAUGGGGGGUCAACAUGACUACUUUGGUUUGUGGCUCAACGGUGACUUUGGACAAGGUCACAGCCGUGCGCGACCCAAGUGCACGACCUACGGCAGCCCUAAACUGUCUGCAGACGAGGACUUCACCCUGGACUCUGUGGAGGUGUGGGCUGUGGGGAAGCCACCGCAGCCAGCUGAGGGAGAGGAAGAGGAGAGCAAGAAGAGCAUCCUGAACGUGGAUCCGGAAGUUCAGGCAUUGAUGGAAUUAACAGGGAAGACUCUGCACAGUGAGGGAUUCAGUGAGCUGGAGGAAGACUUUGAUUAGUUGCUAAAUGAUCUCCAUCUCGGUUGAUUCUGCUUUUGGCUUUCUAACCCAGAAACUGUUGUCUUGUUUAACAGGAACUAAGCAGCUUUGGCUCAGACCUGUCACCAUGCAGGCUUAUUUUACAGGAACUGUAGCUCAGGAUCUCCCAGUAAAGUCUGAGCUGAGCAGUGAGCGUGCAUCAAGGCAGCUUUUACCGUCAGUUUGAAAACUUUGGGUGUGAGUUUCACACUCAGACCAAACUGCUGUUCAGCAGAAUCAAACCUCCUCAUUUUCACUGCAAGACACUAGUGGAGAACCUAUGAACAAGUAGCGCUCUAGCAUGUGAUGCCCAUCAGUUUUUAGAUAUUUAUGUCUAAUUGUUAAUUAGUUUGUGAAAAUCUGAACAGUCAUUUUUGGUAGUUUAAUUGUUUAAGCAGGGAACUUGAAACUUGGUUCCUCCCUAAAGGUUUGGCUGCUGCUCUUCUGCAGACCGGAUUCAGACAUGAACCCGUUUGAGCUUGAUCGAGGAGUGUGGACCAAACUGCUACCUUCACGAUUCUUUUCACUCCCACCUGGUUUUCGUGCUCUGCUCUGGUCCAGCUGUGCAUCUCCAGUUUACUGACUCUGCCCAUUUGAUCAUUCCCACUGAUAUGUUUCACAUGUUUUAUUGGGAUUUUAUGUGAAUAAACCAACACAGAAUUGUUCUUGCAUUUUAAUCCUGUGGACAGAUUCCCCCCAUAAACCCACCGAUUACAGGACGAACCUGUACCACGGUCGCUCCCAGGUAACAUGAAUGCUAUAGAGAUGUCUAUAGGAAGAACCCUGAACAUAAUGGAUCUCCUGCAGCACCAUGCAGACGCUCUCUCUGCACCGGUAAAGAAUAAAGUACUCGACCACUUGGUGUUGCUCCCAGACUGUGUAUGUAGAGAAUUGAACUUUCAGGUUAAGAUGGUCAGAUGAUCAUCCAGUUCUUUAUCCCAGUACAGAUGCUGAAUGUCACUGGGCCACAUCAUAAAUUAUGAACAGGGCUUAAUGUUUCACGCGGUGUGCUUCAUUUCUUCACGUAAAACAGGUUUUUAGACACGACCACGUGUGUGACUGGAUACACCAUGCAACAGCAGCUUUAGUGAUUUUGCUGCUGCCUGACUAGCAGGCGGGCUGGAAAAUGCUGCCAUAAACAUUAGAAAUGACAUGAAGACGAGCUGAAAGGCUGCCUUGUAUUUGUGCUCGCUCCUCAUCUGCUCUGCUUUCAUGCAAAUACCCGAGUUACAAAUGCAAAUCUCUCACAGCCCAUGUGAUCCUCACACGGCAACGUUCUGAAUCUGGUUCCAUGGGAAAUAUUAAUGUCUGUUGUGUUUGGAAACGAAUGUUUUCAGAAAUUAGAUGAUUCCCUGGUUUAUUACGAUACUGAAAAUGAGCUCAAGUAAUUUACAUUUGAAAUUCAUCCAUUCACAAGAUCUACCCACUAGUUGGUAGAUAUUGGUAGAUUUUUUUUUUCAUUGAUUUUUAGUUUUAUCAGAAGGAUUACCAGCGAAAACCAAAUAUUAUUACUAAUUUGGACUUUAGCUGCUCUUACACCAAUAACCCAGCUUUCUUAAUUAGAUUACAGUGGACUGUUAUUACUUAGUUCAACUUCAGUACCAGUAAAAGCAAUAUAUUAUUAGCACCUAAAAAUGUGGAUUAAAGCUGUUUUGUAUCAGUGACUCAGCUUCCUUAGUUACAAUUCAGUGGAAUGAGACUAUUAAUAUUAUCUUCUUUUAGCAAAAUAUGCUUUAUUAUUAAGACUGGGUUGAAACUAAUUUCUACCAGUAAACUUGGAAGGAUUAUUAAUGUCAUUUGAUUUGUUUUUCUGUUUAUUUUUUUUGUGAUUGUAAUGUAACUGUUCUUCCUCAUAUACAGCACUUUGAAUGUAUUGUUACUGAAAAGGGUUAUAUAAAUAAACUUACCUUACCUAGUGGGCAUAUUAAAGGCCACCUGAA
This is a messenger RNA of Girardinichthys multiradiatus, 3733 nucleotides long. It is a transcript of the gene meak7, whose product is annotated as MTOR associated protein, eak-7 homolog. Gene Ontology annotation, biological process: TOR signaling. Lineage: Eukaryota; Metazoa; Chordata; Actinopteri; Cyprinodontiformes; Goodeidae. The coding region runs from base 405 to 1775 and encodes 456 amino acids. The transcript is spliced from 9 exons. The record is from RefSeq and is a predicted model, not a curated record.